CAGGGGAUGAACAAUCAGUACGUGCGCCGGGAGGUCUUCUGCCGGAACACCUGUCACGAGCUCAAACGCUUCUGGGAAAGGGAAAUCGGCAAACAGACUCACUACCGAGAAUCAGAGGAGUAUCGCCUGGGAAGAAGUGCACUGAGAAAGCUCAGAGAAGAAUGGAAGCAGAAACUGGAAACAAAGCUGAGACUACGGAACAAUCCAGAUGAGACAGAAAAGCGGGCAAGCCUGAAGCCUGGCUACCACAUCCUGCAGUGGGAGCUCAAUGACCAGCAGCAGAUCAUUGCAUGGAGACGCCUGCCAGACCAGCAACAUCGCUGCCAGCCCCAAGUCCUGGCCCUCGAGGGCAGGGCAGGAGUGGUCCUUCAUAGCCUGUCAGAACGCCACCUGUGGGCUGCCAACGAGCAGCGUCACCCUUGGCCUCUCUCCUCUCUGGCCCUGGUGAUCCUCAAGUCCUGA
Camelus dromedarius (Arabian camel) is the source of this 462-nucleotide messenger RNA. It is a transcript of the gene FAM240A, whose product is annotated as family with sequence similarity 240 member A. The annotation marks the transcript as partial. NCBI's taxonomy places the organism in Eukaryota, Metazoa, Chordata, Mammalia, Artiodactyla, Camelidae. The record is from RefSeq and is a predicted model, not a curated record. The transcript is spliced from 4 exons.